This is a messenger RNA of Pneumocystis murina B123, 872 nucleotides long. RefSeq lists its product as hypothetical. NCBI's taxonomy places the organism in Eukaryota, Fungi, Ascomycota, Pneumocystomycetes, Pneumocystales, Pneumocystaceae. The transcript is spliced from 2 exons. Gene Ontology annotation, biological process: response to oxidative stress. The record is from RefSeq and is a predicted model, not a curated record. Bases 301 to 633 code for a protein of 110 amino acids.
AAAAAACAAAAAAAAACAUAAGAAAUUAGAGAACCAAUACACCAAAACAAAAGAAAAACAAACAGAGAAAAAGAAUUUAUUCGAAAAUUAGGAUUUAAAAUAAGGGUUUAUUAAAUUUUUAUGUUUAAAUAAAUAAAAAAAGAAAUAAAUCUUAAAAAAUAGAGAUUAAAAGAUAUAUAAAGGCUAUUUUUAAUAGAGAUAACAAAAAGAAGUAUAAGAGACCUAAAUAUUUAAAAAAAUAAAGAGAAUAAAAAUAAUAUAAAAAAAUAUCAUUGGAAUAAAACACAAAAAAAUAAAAAAAUGUCAUCAACACAACCAGCAGCACUAGCUAUUCGUACAUCAGCAUCUAAAACCCUUGAAGAGGCAAAAAAAAGGGUUUUAAAACAAUAUAGAGCAUGGCAACGAGCAAUACCAAUUGUAGUUCAAAUGUAUCAACUCGAUGUUGCAAUGUCAACCGUUAAAUCGGCAUUGCGCAACGCGUAUAGAAAGAAUAAGCAUAUUACAGAUCUUAAGAAGCUUGAUAUUUUAAUUUUUCAGGGACAUGCGGAAUAUCAAGUAUGUAAUACAUAUUAUUAUACUAAUUCACAAAUAUACAGGAAACACUUAAUUUCUGGAAACAACAAACACAUAUAAUGACAUUUUUAAAAAAGCAUGCAGAAGAGACAUUUCAUUUAGAAAAAACUCAUUUACUACAAGCACAACUUAAGAGUCCAUUAAAAGAUUCUAAUCUUCAAACAAAUAUAUUAGAAUAUUCAAAAACAAGACGAAAAUUUCUUGAAGAUUUUCUAAGCGGUAAAUCUUAAGUAUAAAUUAUAUCUAAAAAAAAUAUUAAAAUAUUAAGUUAAAAACAUAUAUAAGACUUAUUAAAAACC